Messenger RNA from Baudoinia panamericana UAMH 10762, 2469 nucleotides. RefSeq lists its product as uncharacterized. Gene Ontology annotation, biological process: transmembrane transport. The transcript is spliced from 4 exons. The coding region runs from base 417 to 2135 and encodes 572 amino acids. The record is from RefSeq and is a predicted model, not a curated record. Gene Ontology annotation, molecular function: transmembrane transporter activity. NCBI's taxonomy places the organism in Eukaryota, Fungi, Ascomycota, Dothideomycetes, Mycosphaerellales, Teratosphaeriaceae.
GCCAUAUGGAAGCAAUCGCAUCUUGUUAAAGGUAGAGUGGAGGAUAGCAAGCAGACGUUGACGAAGUGAAGGCGAUCACCAGCCGAUCGAGCCGAUCGCUCUCAGUCCGAAGGCGCGACGAAUCACAUGCGACCGCGAGAGAAUUUCCCCACCCAGGCUGCACUCCACAUUGACCGCAUACAAACCUUCAGUUCUCGACUUUGCGUCUUGUUCCACAUCGCAAAGACAUCGACACGUCACAUACUAUUCUCUACACCACGCCGUAACGCAGCCAGGCGAUACUACAGAAGAGCAUAGGAGUCGAACGCUCACGGGCAUUGCUCGAGAUACCAACACCUUCAUUAGCCGUCCACGGUGCCCUCGGCCUCGCAUCGGAGUGGUGGGAACGACGUAAGAUUGGAAAAGGCCGCAUCGGAAUGGUACUUACACGGCAGCAAGCUCUUCGGCCUCUGCGAGAUCCAAACAAGUUCCCAACGGUACAACUUUGCUUGCUUGCGCUUGUACGAGCCGCCGAACCGAUUGCCAUCUUCUCUGUCCUUCCAUACGCCUGGCAAUAUGUCCGUGACUUCCACGUUGGCGACCCUGCCAAUGCCUCCUUCUACGCAGGCGUCUUCGUCUCCACCUUCAACCUGGCGGAGGCGAUAUCUGGCAUGUACUGGGGAGGAAUAUCAGACAAGAUAGGACGCAAGCCCGUCUUGAUCAUGGGCUGCUUUGCCACCAUCGCUUCACUGCUCAUUGUCGGCUUCUCCAUCAACAUUUGGAUGGCGUUGAUAGGUCGUCUCGUUGGCGGCCUGUUCAACGGAAAUGUCGGCGUCAUUCAAACCAUGGUCGGAGAGAUUGUCAUUAACCCGGAACAUGAGCCCAAGGCGUAUGCCGUCAUGCCCUUUGUUUGGUCCGUGGGCAUUAUUGUUGGACCUGCCGUGGGCGGAUACUUCACUGCUCCAACCAAGAACUUUCCGGGCACCAUUGUCGACAUCGACCUUUUCCGCCAAUUCCCGUAUGCGCUGCCGAACAUAAUUUGCGCGCUACUGAUGCUGAUCUCGAUUCUGGGUGCUUACUUUCUCUUAGAGGAGACUCAUCCGGACAUGUCACCGUACGGUGUUGCACCAGCAGACCGGAGAGAAUCAGUGACGCCGCUUUUUGUCACUCAAGGAACGGCACAGAUGCCGGCCUCCAACUUGGCCAACGAGAGCUACGGCACUUUUAAUGAGGUCAACGAAGAUGCUGUGGACGAAUCGUGGAAUGUGCGGGAAGAUGGAACGAGCCGUCCAGCAAGUCUGAUCAGUGGACCAGAGAAGUGGCUGACGAGACGCAUUGUCUUGCUGAUGAUUGCGCUUGGUAUCUUUACAUACCACAGCAUGACGUACGAUCAUCUAAUGCCCAUAUUCUUCCAGGACGACCGCAGACCACUGGGUGAGGAGAUGGUAACUGUCGCCUCCACAAUCGGGUCGAAGUAUGGAUCUUUUGCGGGUGGACUAGGCUUGACCGUGAAGCAGUGUGGCAUCAUUCUGGCCUUCAACGGCAUCAUCGCUCUGUUCGUUCAAGCCGUCAUCUUCCCACUGGUAGCCGGCUGGCUCGGAGUGUGGCGUACGUUUGUUGUCGUCACAGUACUGCAUCCCAUCGCUUACUUCAUCGUGCCAUGGCUGGCUUUGCUUCCGGAGAACAUGGUUUAUCCCGGGAUCUACAUCUGCCUCACAGUCCGCAAUCUGGUCUCUAUCAUGGCGUACCCGACAUUGCUCAUACUCAUCAAGGAAGCGUCACCGUCCAAUAACUGCCUUGGCAGAAUCAAUGGUCUGGCUGCUUCGACUGGUGCAGGGUUCCGCACGAUUGCUGCACCGAUCACCGGCGCUGUGUACGGAGUUGGACAGAAGAUCGAGUUCACCGCGCUUGCAUGGUGGCUGAGCGCGUUGGUAGCUUUGACCGGCGCCUUUCAGGUCUUCACCAUCAACCGCUUGACCACGGGUCCACAGCAUUCAGUGUGUGGUGCCGUUCCUUGCAAGCUCGCGCGAAACCUUGAGCAUGGUCGGCGCAAGUCCUCGGUCGUCAGGAUUAGGGUGCACCAAAAUCAGGACUCAGGGUACCAUUCGGAAGAUGACGACGAGCGGACACCGUUCGCUUCGCGGGUACCGAGAUGAUGAACAAGCCCUACUACCUCACGGGAACAAGUGCAGGAAUCUGCAUGACGUUUGUAAUUAUCAGUCAUGACAGCGUUGGUUCAAGGCGUUUUCUGACGACUUUGGCGCAAUGGUUGUUGCGGCGGUGCGCUCGUUUGUGCUUUAGACAUCCAUUCUCAGCAAGGCGUUGUGGGCAUGGAUGGCUUACGGUCCAGAAAUACGAUGCCAUGACAUGCGUUCGGCAGACGUUGGAGAAGGGUGGUUCGGCAGAAGGAAUCGUCGCAAUCGCAACCUUUCGUGCUUGUUCCAAUGCAAUGAGGUACAUACGAUAGUGGGGACACCCACAGCAAGAACA